Prorocentrum cordatum is the source of this 1648-nucleotide messenger RNA. Lineage: Eukaryota; Dinophyceae; Prorocentrales; Prorocentraceae. The record is from the annotation of a GenBank genome assembly.
CUUGACUGUCCCCGGGCCCGCCGAGGUCUUCCCAGAGGCCGAAGAUGAGCAAAGACCUGCUGGCGCGAUCUUUUUUUCCGUAGCCGUUUUGGCUCAAGUACUUCCGGUGGAGCCCUUUUCCUGGAUCAACUCGUCCUGCCUGCCCAGCUCUCUUUCUGCUUCCUCGCAGCCAUGGGCGAAGAGGAGGUUGCAGCUCUGGUUGUGGACAACGGCAGUGGCAUGUGCAAGGCAGGCUUUGCGGGCGACGAUGCGCCACGUGCCGUGUUUCCUUCGAUCGUCGGGCGCCCCAAGAUGCCGGGCAUCAUGGUCGGCAUGGAUCAGAAGGACAGCUACGUUGGCGACGAGGCGCAGAGCAAGCGUGGCGUUCUCACCCUGAAGUAUCCUAUCGAGCAUGGCAUCGUAACAAAUUGGGACGACAUGGAAAAGAUCUGGCAUCACACUUUCUACAACGAGCUCCGCGUGGCCCCAGAGGAACACCCCGUGCUCCUCACCGAGGCUCCCUUGAACCCCAAGGCGAACCGUGAACGCAUGACCCAGAUCAUGUUCGAGACUUUCAACGUGCCGGCGAUGUACGUUGCCAUUCAGGCCGUGUUAUCGUUGUACGCCUCUGGCCGCACCACCGGCAUUGUCAUGGAUUCAGGCGACGGCGUGUCGCACACCGUGCCCAUCUACGAGGGCUACGCGCUGCCACACGCGAUCUUGCGCCUGGAUCUGGCAGGUCGGGAUCUCACGGAGUAUUUGAUGAAAAUCCUCACUGAGCGCGGUUAUUCCUUUACUACCACGGCUGAGCGCGAGAUCGUGCGUGACGUCAAAGAGAAGCUCUGCUACAUCGCGCUCGAUUUCGACACAGAAAUGAAAGCCGCCACGGAGAGUUCAGACAAGGAGAAGACGUACGAGCUUCCUGAUGGGAAUAUCAUCACUGUGGGUAGUGAGCGUUUCCGUUGCCCCGAGGUUCUAUUCCAGCCAAGUUUCGUUGGCAAGGAGGCCAGCGGAAUUCACGACACCACCUUCCAGUCGAUUAUGAAGUGCGACGUCGACAUCCGCAAGGAUCUGUACGCCAACGUGGUCCUCUCUGGUGGCACGACUAUGUUCCCAGGCAUCGGCGAACGGAUGACAAAGGAGUUAACGGCUCUAGCACCUUCAACGAUGAAGAUCAAGGUUGUAGCUCCACCUGAGCGCAAGUAUUCCGUGUGGAUCGGUGGGUCAAUCUUAUCGUCGUUGAGUACUUUUCAGCAAAUGUGGAUCUCUAAGGGGGAGUAUGACGAGUCUGGCCCCACUAUCGUGCACAGGAAGUGUUUCUGAGGGCUUGCUUCCAGACGCCCUUUGGGAUCAUCUGAGCUGGAACUGCCAGACGUGUCGGCUGGAGAUGGGAGCUUACUUCCAUGCUCCAAGGUUCACGGCUGGUUCUUCAUGGCAUGAAUUCGUGGGGUUCUGGGGUUGCCCAGGCAGCCGCGGGGCUACAAGUUCGACGGCAUCAACAGAUGCUCCAAUGCAGGUCACAGGGGAGCAUUUUAGGAUCGGUGUUGCUUCUCCUCAGGCAAAAACAAUUGUUUUUCGCGGUUUUCUCGCAACGAGACCUCCCAUUCCUGCAGGGGCAGCCGAUACGGCACCACCAACACGUGACGACAUCGGUUACCAGGAUUCCCAA